Bombus huntii is the source of this 628-nucleotide messenger RNA. RefSeq names its product protein MIX23 (gene Ccdc58). Lineage: Eukaryota; Metazoa; Arthropoda; Insecta; Hymenoptera; Apidae. Gene Ontology annotation, cellular component: mitochondrion; mitochondrial intermembrane space. The record is from RefSeq and is a predicted model, not a curated record. The transcript has 2 exons. The coding region runs from base 164 to 538 and encodes 124 amino acids.
AUCUCCAUAUUGGAAAAAUGGCAACUGUGAGUGUAGGAUGCGGCGACUUUUUAGAGUUUCAGGUAUUUUUUAAGUAAAUGAAAGUAUUGUGUAAAACGUAUUAUUUCAAAUUAUGUACUUCAAUUGUUUUAAUUACAUAUAUUAAAUUGAUGCAUUGAAAAAGAUGCGGCAACUUGAUGACAAAAUCAUUUAUAUGCUAAAUGCUAUACUUCCAACAGAAUCAUUUAAAGGACAAAGUGAUCCUACUACAAAAUGUAAAGAUUUAUAUGAACAAAUUCAAACAGGUCAUAAAUCAAGGGCAUUAGCUAUUACAAGGUGUUUAAAUGCAUCCAAGGAAAAAGUGAACCAAUUAAAAGCUGAAAGAGAUAAUGGCAAUGAUAGUCCUCAACUUCUUAAAGCAUUAAGAAAAGAACAAAAUACUUUACGCUUACUGCAAUCAGAAUUAAACAUAGAAGAAGUUGUAAAAGAUCAUACAGUUGAGGCUUAUUAUAAGAAAUGCCGUGGUUUUUAUAAGCCAUCGACUGAUAUAGAAAUUUAAUCUCGUUAUUGAUUUUGAAAAUACUUUGGCCACUACCUUUUUAUAUGAUUGUAAAUUUAACUACAAAUAUAUUGAAAUGUUGUAAAUAUA